This is a messenger RNA of Megachile rotundata (alfalfa leafcutting bee), 590 nucleotides long. RefSeq lists its product as uncharacterized. The record is from RefSeq and is a predicted model, not a curated record. Lineage: Eukaryota; Metazoa; Arthropoda; Insecta; Hymenoptera; Megachilidae.
UAUAACGGAACCUCGACGAUGAAUCUGUCGUUCGCCAUCCUGUUGAUCAGAUUUCUCUGUCUAUUUGACCUGGCAGUUUCCACGAAUCAUAGCAUCGGUCGGACCAAAAGGGAAUUCGAGACGAAAUAUCUGGUAUUUCCUGAGGGAAGCAAUGUUCAGCUGGUAUACUGCAUGACCAUAAACAGCUACGCGAGGCCUUCCGGCUCGCUCAGCUUAGGAGUUACCGCGGGUCAGGCAUGGCAGUUGCCUUCGAAGAGCAUGCUGUCGAACAAGUUCGGGGAUUAUCAUCGUCGAAGCAGAAGAGAGUUGUAUCGCAAAGUGGAGCUGCUGCUAGGAAGUCAGGGCAACGACGGGAGGUCCUGCGUCCUUAAGGCGAUCUGCAACGCGGCGACAAGAAGUCGACACCAGAUUGGCAACGGAUCGUUCCUUCAGGAGAUUACGCACGCCGUAUUCGCAAUACCGGAGAUCGGCGACACGGAAUCGAUGACCGAUUACGAGAAAGCUUACUUCUGGAAGGAGGAGUGCGAACAAGCGCGAGAAAAAUGUCCAAACGUGUUCUGAACAGAGAGAACCUUCGUUUUACGAAUGAC